Messenger RNA from Haliotis rubra (blacklip abalone), 6923 nucleotides. RefSeq names its product muscarinic acetylcholine receptor M1-like. The record is from RefSeq and is a predicted model, not a curated record. Bases 1311 to 3386 code for a protein of 691 amino acids. Gene Ontology annotation, biological process: adenylate cyclase-activating adrenergic receptor signaling pathway. The transcript is spliced from 6 exons. NCBI's taxonomy places the organism in Eukaryota, Metazoa, Mollusca, Gastropoda, Lepetellida, Haliotidae. Gene Ontology annotation, cellular component: plasma membrane. Gene Ontology annotation, molecular function: G protein-coupled acetylcholine receptor activity.
GUAUCGUAUUGAUGAGCCUUUAAGCUCGGAGCACGCACUGGACUAGCACAGGGAGCGGUGGUGUAACGGCACAUAGAGCCGACUCACUGCCACAGUCACUGAUAGGCACUGCCACAGUCACCGAGACACGGAUUACGGUGUUGAUGUGGGAUACUAGAACACACGACAGAUACAGUGUAUACAUAGUGGCCUCUGUGGGGAGAGUCAGGUGAGGAACUCUGGUCCAGGGACCACACGGUUCAUGUUGGAAGUCCUCAGGGCUCAGCACGGCACCCACAGCACUUGUUGGGUUGGACUAGUAGGAUCCCUUAACGGACGCGAGAAAACAGGCUGUUGGCCCUGUGAGCAACACACCAGAAGUAGUAGUGUUGCAGUGGUGACUGUGCUACAGCGUGGAGUAAAGCAGGGCGGCUCGGACUUGCUGCUGUGUUACUGUGGACUUAAUAUUCGCCAACACAACAACGUACAAGUCCUCAUUGAAGAAGGAGCUCAAUAAGGAAGCGGUGGACACAUUCGGGCAGUACACCUCUGACCUAUCCUCGUGUCCAGGAAGGCGUCAUCACAACGACGCGGCUUGUGUUUGGAACAGAAACAUGUGAAACUUGCGGCAAGGUGUGGUGUAUGUUUCAGAGACAAUAGACUCCUCUGAUCUGAAGGGUCCCCAUCCUCCUUAGUCAGGACAGACACAUGUGUAUCACAAACAAUCAUUCGGAAGUACUCGGGCAUUUCCGGAAGUUGCUGGCUACCUGACACCUGAGAAACUCUGAAAGACACUUCAGAACUUUAAUUGUCUGCGAAGUAGCCGACAUGCCUCCAGUUCAUAUUCGCAGUUCGGUCCCGUGGCAUGCUUUCACUGUUUCGGGUUGCGCCCGAACGCCCUGAAAACUUCACUUGGAAUUCGAAGGAGAAAUUUGAUCCACUGCUGAGAGAGCUGUCUAUAAUUAUUCUAUCCUAUGCCUGGCCGGAGAGAAAAACAGAUGAUCCAAGGGUAUUUGAGUGAGGGGACGGUAUAUAGACACAUAACCUCGGGGGUUAACGAGGGAGUGUGAAGAACAUAGAACAAUCCUACAGGGGUCCUGACAGUGCAACCUCCAGCCCAGAGGCACAGCCGUUCAGAAGAAUGCAAUGGAAACUGCGGCACCACCUUAAGCUCUGUGCGUGUAGAGAGCGGAAGUGAUGGUGUUCGCCCACUGGCAGUCAUGGAAUAUCUUACAGCUGCUGUUCACCAGCCUAUAUCAGCGUGCUCUCGUGCAGAUGCCAUGACAGUACGGUAACGGCUGGCUAGUCCUGCAGGUGCUGCUUCUGCCACAAUGGAUAACAACACUGGUGUGAUGAUGGAUCCGGGAGGGUUCUUGUUGAACGGAUCUCUGGGGCUGAACGUCUGUGGAACUGCUACACCUGAUAUGAACAUGACAGCGUGUUUUUUUAACUAUACUUCAAAUAUGUCCGAGUCCCAAGACAACACGAGUUUGGCCAACUCUGCGAACCAAGCUCAUACUGCCCAUCCAAUGUGGCUGACUGUGAUCCUGGGCCUCUUAGCCGGAACCAUCAGCAUUGUGACUAUAUUCGGUAAUAUUGUUGUGCUGCUUUCAUUUGGCAUUGAACGGAGUAUACGACAACCUACGAAUUAUUUCCUUGCGUCCCUGGCGGUUUCAGAUUUACUUAUCGGAACGUUUUCUAUGCCCCUGUUUACCCAGUACUUAUUGUUGGACGGCUAUUGGCCCCUGGGCCCAUGGUUGUGUGACCUGUGGCUCUCGUUGGACUGGACAGUCUGCCUCACGUCGCAGUACACUGUGUUCCUCAUCACAAUGGAUAGGUUCCUGUCAGUUAAAGUUCCAGCUAAGUACCGCAACUGGCGCACAGAACGGAAAGUGCUCGUCAUGAUCGCUGUCACGUGGAUUUUGCCAACUGUAGUAUUUUUCACGGCCGUAAUUGGAUGGCAGUAUUUCGUACCCGAGGGAAGGACAGUGCAGCCCACAGAAUGUGAGGUGCAGUUCAUGAGUGACCCCCUCUUCACAUUCUUGUUAACGAUUGGAUAUUACUGGAUUACGUUGGUGGUGAUGUGCGUGCUGUAUGCCGGUAUUUAUAGAGUAGCUCUAACAUUGCAAAGAAAAUCCGAUGCUAAACACAAAAAACUGCAGUCAACCAUGGAACUCGCUAUAGAGCACACAGCGGCCAAGGCGACGGCGUCCAAUAGUAGUGACAGCAUUCCUCAAGCUACCAAAAAGGCCAAAAAGCAGACAGUAGCCAACAACAAGACAGCUGCUACCGGAACUGUCACUACAACUAGUUUUGUCAAGAGGAAUAACUCCGAGAAAGAUGAAGACAGGUCCAGCAGCCCAGCCUUUGCAUCAGAUGAAGAAAACAGUUCCAGUCAGGGAACAGCUCAAACUAGCAAGACGCCACUCACUGCCAACAGUAAGCCCCCGAAGAUCCCCGACAAAGGCUUCAUCAACAACGCGCUGCAACCUGACUCAAGUAAGACCAACAGGAAGUCUCCCCAAACGGACAGUGCUUAUCCUGCACACAUGCCUGACUCAAACUUUCUGGCACCAACUGCCCGAAUGGACAUUAGGUGCGACUUCAUAUCCGAGUUUGAAUCAGGCACGCAGGUGACUGAUAUCGACAACCUGCUUUCGGCGUCGGCUAGUGAGAUGGAUCGUUCGUCUGUGCCUCUCAUUCAGAACGACGUCCUCAAAGGCAUUCGCUUCAUUGAUGAAAAGAGCUUCAGCAACCUGGCUGGGGAUAAUGUUAAGCUUCUAUCCGAGUCGCAAGUUUCCGAAAACGUAAAUGAAGAUGGCGAAGGUAAUUCGUCACCAAUAUGGCGUCGGCGGAAUUCUCUGAAUGGCGCAGAAACAUGCCAGGUUGAGAGCAUCCAUGUCCGUGUUCCCUUGGCAACAGAAGAUACGUUCGGAGAAAAGCAAGAAGAGCCAGUUGAACAGCCGGCAAGUGAUGGUAACAAUCUCCACCCUUAUGACAACAAAGACAGUGCCGAUGACCGCGGGAUGCAGAGAUUGACUGCUGGAGGAAGACGUAGAAGGAAGGACGGUCGUUUACAAACAUUUGUCAAAUCUGUGCGCUCACGAAACAGUCGGCGAAGGAACCGCCGCGAACGAAAGUCCAAAUCUGAAAACAGAGCACGCAAAGCUCUGCGGACUAUCACGCUCAUCUUAGGCGCAUUUGUAGUGUGUUGGACGCCCUACCAUAUCAUGGCCUUUGUGAUAGCUAUAGCGGGCUGGGACGGUAUCAACGCAAGGUUCUACAGUUUUACAUACUGGCUGUGUUAUCUCAACAGCCCGAUCAACCCAUUCUGCUAUGCGUUUGCCAAUGCCCAGUUCAAACGGACUUUCCUUAGGAUAUUCAAACUGGACUGGCAUCGGACGUAACGCUCACUGUGCCACGUGUAGUUCAUUGUUACAUGUAACCGUAAACUGAUCUGGAUUCGUGUGAUAGUAUUCGACUAGUGUUGAUCACGUGACCUGGCGGUGAUGAAUCCAGAUCGACCGCAUGAAUGGAGCCUGCGGGCCAGGGUGUGAAUGCAUCGAUGGAAUGUAUCGUGUUGUUAAGCCUAUUUAUAAAGUGAUUAUACAAAGCGUGUCAUGUCAGAUAGUCCAACGACCUGAUCCACAGGGUGUUUCCUAUAACUGCUCCCACUAAAGAAGUCUCAUUGUAAUUUGUUAUAGUUUUAUACGGCAACACUGGACAUUACCACUGUACUUCCACAACGACAAGUUUGUAGAAAUGCAAUAUUCGUAUAAUACAUCGGACCCCAUACGAUGAACUCUGAGAGACGCCUACUUGGUACUAGAGUUCCCCGAGAAGGCUGGUUUGGAACCAGGCCAUUAUUCACUGUGGUAUGUACAGAAAGAACCUUGGUCGUAAUGGUCACGUGACUGGAACCCGGUAGCAAGGACAGUCUGGAAUGGCGUAGAAGAGCUAUGUCCCUUUGAAUGAACCUGUGAUUAUCUGUUUAUGUGAUUUGUAGGCUGAACUGAGAUGACUUAUUGACCAUGUAUUUUAUCAACAAUGCGUUAAGUUUGAGUCUUCAUUUUGUAGAUAUAUAUAUAUAUUGUUUUGUUAAUUGUUCAUGGAAAAGUUUAUACUUAUAUAUAUAUAUAAAAAUACAUUAAAUAUUAAGCAGUAUGUAUUGUUUCAGUAAAAUGGAGAUAUUAAAAAUCUAUUUUCUAUGGUUUUGUACAAAAGAACAUACCUGUUUAUAUGAGUUAGAAAAAUGUUCCAGAACAAGAGACGCAUCGAUAACCCCAUUUGAUUUACACGAAAUGUCAAUAUUCAGAAAAUUGUUUAAUGCAUAUUUAGUAGAUUCAGAAAAACACCGUCCUUCGAACUUCCUUAGUCUUGCCUCUCAGUACAACUUGUGCAUCACCAAAUGUCGGAGGCAGUGUCUUGUAUUCUGUAGGAAAUCCAUGGUGGGGAUACUUCGUGGACAACGCAGCGACGACUGCACAGCUUACAGGACUGCAGCAUGCCUGUAAUCGCUUGUUUAAUCCAUGGGAUAGGAAUGGCUAUAUUAUUGUUUGUACAAUCGAAUGACUUCUAUCCUAGCGUCCGCCCUCACAGGUUUCUACAUCAACUCUGUCACAUUACACCUGUCCAUUAGCAACCAGAACAAACGUUAUCCAUAUGCGAAUUUGUUCUGUUCCAAAUACAGCCGGCUCUUAUUGUCUUCUAGUCGAGGUAAGCAGUUGGACCCUUACUAGCUUUCCGAGACGGAGGCCGUGACAAGACUUUCCACAGGUUCUGUCCAAACAGUGAAAUCCCUUUAAUCCACACGUCAGCGCUCUCUAAAACAUACUGGUGGACACCUUGUUUAACAAGCCUUGGGUACAAAUGUUCCUAAUGGUCGGGGACUGUGUUGGCGGGCAGUAUAUCAUUAUGUAACCGUGGACGAUAGGAUGUGAGCCGGCUGUAUUGAAGAACCUUUGUAAAGUGGAACUAAUGGGCACAUGUAAUUAAUGACCUAAUUAUUUUGUUAGUAAUGACAGUGGCAGCCCGGUAUGCUUGAGGCCAGUAGGCCAGGGAUGUUGUGACAAUGCAAGCUUUGGUGUCAGUACGAUGCAGCUAGUUGCCAGUAGCCUGUCUAGCAGCCUGUCGGUAGCCAAAUAGUGGGUCACGAUGACAAGCUACAAGUUCGCAAGACGGGUUCCGAUUCACUCAGUAUACAUGUAGUCAAGGGCCGUAUGUCUACAGUUUCUCCCAGGCUUGAGAGAACCUUAUAUUCAGCGAAACAAUUCCAAAUUAACACAAAUGAACAGUAUUUAAUUAAUGAUACGUUAAACGAAACCUAUUCAUUUAAAAACACGAAAAGGUAUGAUUUCAAUCACCUGUAACUGCUUCCUUCCGGUAUGGAUGUUCUUCCUUGUUUCAUUGUGACUGAAAUCGCAUUACAUUACUUGAAAUUCAAAUUGAUUUGUAUAGAUACAAAACGUCACUGUAAGACUUGUUUGAUCUGCGGAACGUUUAAGUAGUUAACAGACCAACACACGGUCAGUCUGCCAGGUUCCUUCAUAGGAUGUUUCAAAUAUAUCUAGGUGCCCGACAUCAGAAUAAAACCGGAAGCACCCGUUGAAUCUACACUGUAACAAGCCCGGGAGAAGAUGUGACUGAAACCCUUCCACUUUAAUCUACACACGGCGCGUGUGCCUCCAUGUCCGUUCUCUGUGUCCGCUUGUCCGCACAGGGGCUGUGUGACAACUGUCUGUACUCUAUCCGUACUGCUAGUGGACCACUGUAUGACCGCCAUGUUUGUGACCUUGACGCGGUCUUCGCACCUGCUUCUGUUAUUGUUCCCUCCUAGUCCUAACUAGUGUACUUCGUUUAUGUAUGAACAUAUGGCCGUCACUAUAGUUUUGUAUAUUCACUAUCAUUUGAGAUGCAUUACUAAACACCUAAUAUAAUCAAGGAUCAUUAGAUACGUCAUCACGAGGGCAGCAACUUGUGACGUAACGCCGUCGUCAAGUCGCUGCCGAUGACGCUGUAUCAACAUGGUAAGUAAUAGUCGUAUUAACAUGACCUUGCAUCUGUCUGUUUAGGAAAGUAUAUGCCUUGUACUAUCUGUCUGUAUCAUUAAUAUAUACACAUGUAUGUUUAUACACAAGGUAUGUAUUGUAAUAAAAACUCGCAUGAAUUCAAGUAUUAGGACAAUGGCUUGUUUCUUCGUGAAAACGGCGCAUAGCCUUGUUCUUGGCUGUUGUGCCCGAGUGGUGAGCAUGGAAGAAAACUCAACAUCUGUUUUAUACCUUAAAGUCUGCAGAAUCUUUUAUAUUUUUAUAAAUAUGUGUCAUCGGCGAGAUUUGGAAGAAACUUUUCUUUGUUAAAGACGAUCCUAUAGGGACCAAACGUAUCUUCUAUGGAAUUUUCUUAAAAUUAUAUAUACAUAUAUAUAUAUAUAUAUGUAUUUAUAUAAUCGCCUCAAUGUAUCUUAUACAUGUUACAUUUGAAAACAAAUAUUGUCAUUGAAUCGAGUCAUCAACUCCUCGUCAGCGCGCCAAGUUUUAUGAAGAACGAAUUCUGUUGGUUCCAGAAACAACGCAUAUUUUUAGAUAGCCACGAAAUGACAUAUAUGUGAUAUAUCUUGAAACGUGCAAUAUCUGGUGUAACCGAUUGGAACUACAUUUGUGGUCGCUGUCUUAUCACAAACACGUAUCUGAUAGCCUGUGCUGUGUAAUGUACAUUGGUAGUGAAACAGUCGGUGGCCCUGACCACAAAUGUUGUUCCAACUCCAGCACGUUACUAGCCCCAAAUGCUAUACACCUAGGUUUGUGACUGUAUUGCCGCUGUAUAUCCCUGUGAUCGUUCUGUGCUGGGCUGACCUCGGCAACGUGGUCAUCUGGACGUCAACGUACACGCUCAGUUACACGACGACGCUCCGUCCCAGCACUACACAUAAAACAACUCACUGUCAA